Messenger RNA from Syzygium oleosum, 783 nucleotides. RefSeq names its product peptidyl-prolyl cis-trans isomerase CYP18-1. Lineage: Eukaryota; Viridiplantae; Streptophyta; Magnoliopsida; Myrtales; Myrtaceae. Gene Ontology annotation, biological process: protein folding; protein peptidyl-prolyl isomerization. Gene Ontology annotation, cellular component: catalytic step 2 spliceosome. Bases 98 to 580 code for a protein of 160 amino acids. The record is from RefSeq and is a predicted model, not a curated record. The transcript is spliced from 5 exons. Gene Ontology annotation, molecular function: peptidyl-prolyl cis-trans isomerase activity.
GUUCGUUUGCUCGACGACUCGCCGGUGAAAGCUCAGUUCAUUGAAGCGAGAGAAACGAUCCCCUCCCUCCGUCGCUGCGGCAGCCGAGGCAGUCGAGAUGUCCGUCACUCUGCACACGAAUCUCGGCGACGUCAAGUGCGAGAUCUUCUGCGACGAGGUCCCCAAAGCCGCCGAGAACUUUUUGGCACUGUGUGCCAGCGGUUAUUAUGACAGCACCAUAUUUCACCGAAAUAUCAAGGGUUUUAUGAUUCAAGGUGGCGACCCAACUGGAACCGGCAAAGGUGGAACAAGCAUCUGGGGCAAAAAAUUUAAUGAUGAGAUAAGAGAGUCUCUCAAGCACAAUGCAAGGGGAAUACUCGCAAUGGCUAAUAGCGGGCCUAACACCAAUGGAAGUCAAUUUUUCAUCACAUAUGCAAAACAGCCACAUCUAAAUGGACUAUACACCAUCUUUGGCAGAGUGAUUCACGGGUUUGAGGUCCUAGAUAUCAUGGAAAAGACUCAAACAGGACCAGGGGACAGACCUCUUGCUGAGAUCAGACUCAAUCGUGUCACAAUUCAUGCAAAUCCUCUUGCUGGAUAGCCUUUUCUUGAUGGGUUUUUCUGGUUCUUAGCUUCUAUUUUUGUUUACUUGGACUAUAACAGUUCUGCUUUUGCUUAGGGAUCUCUGUAUGCUGAUGAUAGAUACUGAAGAUGGUACUUGUAAAAUUCCAAGUACAUUGAUCUACUUCAAACCAUGUAUUGAAGUAUUCCAAGUGCAAAAAGAUGUAAAGAUGCUUGUUGAUA